Acanthisitta chloris (rifleman) is the source of this 2979-nucleotide messenger RNA. RefSeq names its product calcium/calmodulin-dependent serine protein kinase (MAGUK family) (gene CASK). Lineage: Eukaryota; Metazoa; Chordata; Aves; Passeriformes; Acanthisittidae. Gene Ontology annotation, molecular function: protein kinase activity; signaling receptor binding; ATP binding. The record is from RefSeq and is a predicted model, not a curated record. Bases 136 to 2715 code for a protein of 859 amino acids. Gene Ontology annotation, biological process: regulation of neurotransmitter secretion; protein phosphorylation. Gene Ontology annotation, cellular component: plasma membrane; basolateral plasma membrane; cell-cell junction. The transcript is spliced from 26 exons.
UUCAGCGUUGUGCGGCGAUGUAUCAACAGGGAAACAGGGCAACAGUUUGCUGUAAAGAUUGUCGAUGUAGCAAAAUUCACAUCAAGUCCUGGAUUAAGCACAGAAGAUCUGAAGAGAGAAGCCAGUAUCUGUCACAUGCUGAAGCAUCCUCACAUUGUUGAGCUCUUGGAGACAUACAGCUCAGAUGGAAUGCUUUACAUGGUCUUCGAGUUUAUGGAUGGAGCAGACCUGUGUUUUGAAAUUGUGAAGAGAGCAGAUGCUGGAUUUGUCUACAGCGAGGCUGUAGCCAGUCAUUACAUGAGACAGAUACUGGAAGCUCUACGUUACUGUCAUGAUAAUAAUAUAAUUCACAGGGAUGUGAAGCCACACUGUGUACUGCUUGCCUCAAAAGAGAAUUCAGCCCCAGUGAAGCUUGGUGGCUUCGGGGUAGCAAUUCAGUUAGGAGAGUCUGGGCUAGUUGCUGGAGGACGUGUAGGAACACCUCAUUUUAUGGCCCCAGAAGUGGUAAAAAGAGAACCUUAUGGGAAGCCUGUAGAUGUUUGGGGUUGUGGUGUGAUCCUUUUUAUCCUGCUAAGCGGUUGUUUGCCUUUUUAUGGAACCAAGGAAAGAUUAUUUGAAGGCAUUAUUAAAGGCAAAUACAAGAUGAAUCCUAGGCAAUGGAGCCAUAUUUCUGAAAGUGCCAAAGACCUGGUACGUCGCAUGCUCAUGCUGGACCCGGCAGAAAGGAUAACAGUAUAUGAAGCACUGAACCAUCCCUGGUUAAAGGAGAGAGAUCGCUAUGCAUACAAGAUUCAUCUUCCAGAAACAGUAGAACAAUUGAGAAAAUUCAAUGCAAGACGAAAACUAAAGGGGGCAGUACUAGCAGCUGUGUCAAGCCACAAAUUCAACUCCUUCUAUGGUGACCCCCCUGAAGAGCUGCCAGACUUCUCUGAAGACCCCACCUCCUCAGGACUUCUAGCAGCAGAAAGAGCAGUCUCACAGGUGCUGGACAGCCUGGAAGAAAUUCAUGCACUUACAGACUGCAGUGAAAAAGACUUAGAUUUUCUUCACAGUGUUUUCCAGGAUCAGCAUCUUCACACACUACUAGAUCUUUAUGACAAAAUAAACACAAAAUCUUCGCCACAAAUCAGGAAUCCUCCAAGUGAUGCUGUACAGAGAGCCAAAGAGGUAUUGGAAGAAAUUUCAUGUUACCCAGAGAACAAUGAUGCAAAGGAGCUAAAGCGUAUUUUAACACAACCUCAUUUCAUGGCCUUACUUCAGACUCAUGAUGUAGUGGCACAUGAAGUUUACAGUGAUGAAGCGCUGAGAGUCACACCUCCUCCCACCUCUCCAUACCUAAACGGAGAUUCUCCGGAAAGCGCCAACGGCGACAUGGAUAUGGAGAAUGUAACACGGGUUCGACUGGUGCAGUUCCAGAAGAACACAGAUGAACCAAUGGGAAUCACUUUAAAAAUGAAUGAGCUGAACCAUUGCAUUGUGGCAAGAAUUAUGCACGGAGGAAUGAUUCACCGGCAAGGUACGUUACAUGUAGGAGAUGAAAUCAGAGAAAUAAAUGGAAUCAGUGUGGCAAAUCAAACCGUAGAACAACUACAAAAAAUGCUUAGGGAAAUGCGUGGAAGUAUUACCUUUAAGAUUGUGCCAAGUUAUCGCACGCAAUCUUCAUCCUGUGAGAGAGAUUCCCCCUCCACAUCCAGACAGUCCCCAGCUAAUGGUCAUAGCAGCACUAACAAUUCUGUUUCGGACUUGCCAUCGACAACACAACCAAAAGGACGACAGAUCUAUGUAAGAGCACAAUUUGAAUAUGAUCCAGCAAAGGAUGACCUCAUUCCUUGCAAAGAAGCUGGCAUCAGGUUCCGAGUUGGUGAUAUUAUCCAAAUCAUUAGCAAAGAUGAUCACAACUGGUGGCAGGGUAAACUUGAGAACUCCAAAAAUGGUACUGCAGGUCUUAUUCCUUCUCCUGAACUUCAAGAAUGGCGAGUUGCUUGUAUUGCCAUGGAGAAGACCAAACAGGAGCAACAGGCCAGCUGUACUUGGUUUGGAAAGAAAAAAAAGCAGUACAAAGACAAAUAUUUGGCAAAGCACAAUGCAGUGUUUGAUCAAUUAGAUCUCGUCACAUAUGAAGAAGUAGUAAAGCUGCCAGCAUUCAAAAGGAAAACACUAGUCUUACUAGGUGCACACGGUGUCGGAAGAAGACACAUAAAAAACACACUCAUCACAAAACAUCCAGACAGAUUUGCUUACCCCAUUCCUCACACAACCCGACCUCCAAAGAAAGAUGAAGAAAAUGGGAAAAAUUACUACUUUGUAUCACAUGACCAAAUGAUGCAGGAUAUAUCAAACAAUGAAUAUUUGGAAUAUGGCAGCCAUGAGGAUGCAAUGUAUGGGACAAAACUGGAAACAAUACGAAAGAUCCAUGAGCAGGGACUAAUUGCAAUACUUGAUGUAGAACCUCAGGCAUUGAAGGUCCUGAGAACUGCAGAGUUUGCUCCUUUUGUUGUUUUUAUUGCUGCACCUACGAUUACCCCAGGCAUUAAUGAGGAUGAAUCUCUUCAGCGCCUGCAGAAGGAGUCUGAAAUCUUACAGAGAACAUAUGCACACUACUUUGACCUAACAAUUAUCAACAAUGAAAUUGAUGAAACUAUCAGGCACCUGGAGGAAGCCAUCGAGCUCGUGUGUACAGCCUCGCAGUGGGUCCCAGUCUCCUGGGUCUACUAGACCGGGCGUGAGAGAAUGGAAAAACAAAAUGUCAUUACUGGGAACCACCUCAUACAUGGAAAACCUCUUCGUUAUUGACCUUGUGUCAACAGGUCUUGGCCCCUAGAGACUACCUAGAUGUAGUGUGACCUAAAAUAUAAUUAUUGUCAUGUCCGAAUAGAUAGGAGGAGGGGAAAAAGAAAAAAAAAUUAAACACUAAUUUAAAGAGACAGUAUCUUUUUUUUAAUCAUUUCUCCUCAACUUUAAUAAAAUGUAUCUUUAAAU